Seriola aureovittata is the source of this 2849-nucleotide messenger RNA. It is a transcript of the gene hsd17b12b, whose product is annotated as hydroxysteroid (17-beta) dehydrogenase 12b. The record is from RefSeq and is a predicted model, not a curated record. The coding region runs from base 155 to 1114 and encodes 319 amino acids. Gene Ontology annotation, molecular function: oxidoreductase activity. NCBI's taxonomy places the organism in Eukaryota, Metazoa, Chordata, Actinopteri, Carangiformes, Carangidae. The transcript is spliced from 11 exons. Gene Ontology annotation, cellular component: endoplasmic reticulum.
UAUCCGGAAUCCUUGUCGACGCGUGCAUCUGCACUUUGAGCAGCUCCUGGCCACAGUCACUCAGAUAUCCCACGUCCUGUCGUCAGGUGUCACACACACACACACACACACACACACACACACACACACACACAGAGGAGUGUGUGGUGCAGGAAUGUCGUCCAGCGGAGAAGCCGUGUUUCGGGCCGUGGAGACGCCGCUGUUCUGGCUCGGUGCUCUGACCGCGGCCUGGCUGUCUGUGUGCUCCGUGUGUCGGCUGCUGUCCGGGAUCAGGGUGUGGGUGCUGGGUAACGGCCGGCUCGUGUCACCCACUACACUGGGAAAGUGGGCAGUUGUGACAGGAGCCACAGAUGGGAUCGGGAAAGCUUACGCGGAGGAGCUCGCCCGCAGAGGCUUUGCAAUCGUGCUGAUCAGCCGCUCUCAGGAGAAGCUGGACGACGUUUCCAAGGCGAUCGCAAGCAAAUGUGGCGUGGAGACCAAGACGAUCGCCGCAGACUUCAGCGCUGUAGAUAUCUACUCCAGGAUUGAAGACGGACUUGCAGGGCUGGAGGUUGGAGUGUUGGUGAACAAUGUUGGAGUAUCCUACUCUUACCCUGAGUUCUUCCUCAAUGUCCCCAACCUCGACACUUUCAUCGACACGAUGGUCAACAUUAACAUCACAUCAGUGUGCCAGAUGACGCGUCUUGUUCUACCUGGAAUGGUGGAGAGGAAGAAGGGGGCCAUCCUCAACAUCUCGUCCGCCAGCGGGAUGUACCCCGUCCCUCUGCUCACCGUCUACUCUGCCUCCAAGGCGUUUGUGGACUUCUUCUCACGAGGACUCCAGGCUGAGUACAAGAGCAAAGGCAUCAUCAUCCAGAGCGUCCUGCCAUUUUUCGUUGCAACCAAACUGAGUAAAAUCCGACGGGCUACGCUGGACAAGCCCAGUCCGGAGCGUUACGUGGCAGCUGAGCUCAACACUGUGGGGCUACAGACCCAGACCAACGGCUACCUGCCCCACGCCAUUAUGGGCUGGGUGACUACAGCUCUGCUCCCUGCCAAGAUCCUCAACAGCUACAUGAUGGGGAUGGGUUUGUCCCAGCGCGCUCGUUACCUGAAGAAACAGAAGCAGGGAUAGAUCGGCUGGGGAGCGGCAGCAGCAGACACCAUCAUCAUUAUGGACCAAGAAGAGAAAACGUGACACUUUCUGACUAAACACCCCCCCAUCUCUCCGAUCCUCCUACUCAUAGAUGAUCUGAAGCGGUGACUGGCCACAGUUGCCGUAACACGUAUCCAAAACAAUAGUGUGAAAAAUAUUGGACGAAAGUGUUUCUAUUUAUUGAGUGAUCAGCUUUAAUGAGCGGAACAUUAACAAGGAAACAAGCUAAUCGUCUGUCUGCAAACUGUGAUUGAGAACUAAAGCCCAACAGGAGAAGGGAAGGAUGCAGGAAACGUGGAUGUGUGUGAGGUUGGAGGUGUCUGUAUGUGUGUGUCUGUGUGUGUGUUUGAGCCUCCUGUGAGUAUGUGGACUAGCUUAAAGCUAAUUAGUACAACACUGAGGGACAGUACUUACUUACUGUUAACAUUUUCUAAAGCACUUAAACAAUUUAAAAGGCUGAUGCGGUUUUUUUUGUGAUAUUAAUCGCAUCCUUAAUUCUUCAUUCUUAUUUUUUCAUUUCAUAACAUCAGUUUCAAAGUAGAGAAGGGACUGCUUGUAUAAUUGAACCAAACUAUAUUUCAACUGUUGAGAAAAUUUAGAGGGGGCACUGUAGAUGAAUAGCCAGCGGGGAGAGAGAAGCUGUGUGUAAUAUAGAAUAUUAAAAUUUGUGUUUUGUUUACAUACUAAACUGAUUUUCAAAUUAAUGCUUACAACUGGCGUUACUGUCUGACAUUCUUUCAGACUACGUUUGAUCUGUUUUACUAAAAUGUUAAAGGUUCAUAUUCUCCUCUUCUCCCGUGUUGAUCCAUAAGAAGAUAUAAAUUGCGGUUUUAAAAACUAAAAGCCAUCUCAGUGUUGUUUUACAUCUCCUCUCUCAGGCUUCUCUCUGGAGCUCUUACAACAGGUCGGUGAGCCAAUCAGAAGAGAGGAGGCUCUGAGCCUCUCCUCUGAUUGGCUGACUGUUUUCUGAGUGAUCCAAUAAAAAUACAGCAGAUUUCAGGUAAAAACACUCAGAGAAACCAAAUCCUACAAAGGUUGGAUGGUGGGUCCAGGUGGGCGGGGCUUGGUUGACUGCUUUGUUGUGACAUCACAAAGUUACAGGAAGUCCUGACGGCUGGUUUUAAGGCUCAGUUUCUGAAUACAGGCUGUGUGCAUUUCUCUGUGGACUGAGGCUUUGAUACUUUCACAGUAUUAAUAUAGAAGCUAGACCUGAUCUAUAAUCACACUACACAUGGACAGAGACCUUUAGACUGGAUGGAGCUUUAAAACUAAACCACAUCUACAGAUGAAACAAAACCAAUGAGAUAAUGUAAAACCUCUGAUACAUGACUUUGACUUCCUCUUCUGAAAAAACUCCCAUGUAUGUUGAGUUUGUGUGUCCGCACAGUCUGUCAGUCCGUAGUUGUCUCAUAUUUCACUUGUCUUGGCUCAGAUAUCAGCUUUAACUUAUGCUGUGUUAAUCCCAAUGGAGAUAAAACUUGUACUUAACAUUUCACUCAUACUGACUGUGUAGUUGCAGCCGCUUGGGACCAAAUUCAGUUGUAAGGCUAGAGCUUCUCUCAAGGGCAGUGGCAUUAGGCACAUUCCUAAUACCUGGGAGUCAUGUGGAAAGCAGAGCAAACCAGAACACCUGGAUGUUAUUAUUAUGUCCCGACUCUGGAAAACUAUCUUGUAUUUGUCCUUCCAGCCUACAAUAAAUAUGCUUUUCAAAUAA